UCUUUUAAUUCUCGGUAUAGGAUCUUGAAAGAGCUAUAUUUACAAUGAAUGAGAAAACAAUUCAAGGACCUAAUGGAGGUCCAUUGGUUAAACUCCAGGUUGAAGUUGCAAGGCCUACUGGCAGAAACAAGAAACGAGCUCAUGAGGAUUCACACAGCAGUCCUGCUAUGGUUCAGGGUCAUUCCAAACUUUUAAAGGAGGAAAUAAGCGCCAGUCCAUCCAUUAAUCAUAAGUUCAAUGUCCAGAAGGACUUGGAAUAUGCUGCUGAUCCUUAUGAGGCUGCUGUAGUCUCCUUACCUUUAUCUAUUAAAGAACGUUUACUCCGCAUCCUACGUCUUGGAAUUGCUACUCGUUUUGAUAUAGACAUACAACAUCUGAGCAGUCUCAAGCAAAUACCUGAAUCUGCAGCUAUAUCAGUCCUUGACCAGUUCAUGUUAUCGGGAGCUGGUUUGCAAAACAAGGGAGCAUAUCUUGCUGGUUUAGUGUCUAAAUACCUGGUUGAUAAAGCAGGACAUAGUGAAAACUUAGCAAGUUUGUCAAGAGUAGUGGAUGUAACUGCAAAAGAAUCUAAAUUAUUCAGCUUCCCUAGUCGAGUAACUGUACCAGCAGUUGACUCUUUUGAUUACAGCGUGCGCCCGGUGGCCAGGCCUGGAAUUUACAUGCCGCGCUAUUCAGUCUCUGAUUAUCCUUUAUCAAGUCGAGUAGCUGAAGAAAAAGAGGAGGCAAGAGGCUCAGAUUUUGUUUUAUCAAGCGGAGCAUCAGUAGGAAGACUGGUGGAGAGAAGCAUUUCUCCUUUUGAGGCAGCACCAACUUCAUCUUAUGCAAGAGUCGGAUUAGGUUUAAGAGGGGAUGAUCCAUACCUGUCUCCCCCACAGCCUGCACCACUUUCAUCUAGAACUUACCCAAGAGUUGGAGUGAAUUUAAGUUCUGGCAUUACAGCUGAAACUAAUCACCAAGCAGCUCGUCCUCAAGUUAGGUUUGAUCCCUUUACAGGCGAGCCUUACAAAUUCGAUCCGUUCACUGGUGAACCUAUUAGUCAAGAGGCUCUACGCCGACCCCCCUUCUAAAAACUGUUUUAAUUCUCUGUAUUCAAAUGCUUUUUUUGUUCUUUGCAUCGAGAUGCAAUAGCAAUACUGAGUUAACAUUACAGUGUUGUAUGUUAAAUACUUUUGUUGGGCAAAUUAUGCCAUUGGUAUUUAUUGUGAGAUUACCGUUUUGCCU
Olea europaea var. sylvestris is the source of this 1221-nucleotide messenger RNA. RefSeq lists its product as uncharacterized. The transcript is spliced from 7 exons. The coding region runs from base 45 to 1067 and encodes 340 amino acids. The record is from RefSeq and is a predicted model, not a curated record. NCBI's taxonomy places the organism in Eukaryota, Viridiplantae, Streptophyta, Magnoliopsida, Lamiales, Oleaceae.